Molecule: messenger RNA, 1679 nt
Organism: Dimorphilus gyrociliatus
Lineage: Eukaryota; Metazoa; Annelida; Polychaeta; Dinophilidae
Source: the annotation of a GenBank genome assembly
AAGUUGAUAUUUUUUCCCAAUAUAACAUAAACUAGAAGAAUAUUAUCUGUUGUAUUUAGGAAUAUUUUUUGUAAAUUUAACGAUCAUUUCCAAAAUAUCGGUUCUAAAAGGAGCUUAAUUCUUAUUAACUACCGAAAAACGUCAUUUUGAAAUAUUAAAACAUCAUUGCAAAAUCAUCAGUCGAGAACUUUGAACGGUAAAUCAUUUUAUUCAUUAAAUAACUAAAAUUAAGAUGUUUUAUAAUAUUAAAGAUAUCUAAAAUAUUAUUAGUAUAUUGUACGUUUUGAAGAUUUUAUGGCGCUUUGAAAAUGAAUUAUUUGUUACAAGGAAUUAAGGAUUUAGAAGGUAAAAAUAAUAUGGCAGCAAUAAAGCGCUUUUUCGAGAAACGAAAGAUAGAUAUAAAAUUUAAAAAGCUUGGAGAAGGAAACAAACUUACAGCUGAAGAUGCUAAAUUAGCGGAAGAAGUGAAAAAGGCAAACGUUUCUGAUAAAAAACCUGCUAAGUCAGAACCUGCAUCUAGAAUGGCCGCUCAAGCUGCUUUAUCCAGGCAUAGUCAUCCUAAACCUGGGAGCAGUCUUGGUACUAGUCAUAAAUCUAUAGAGUUACAGGUGAGACGAGAAAUGGAGGCUGAAAGAAGAUCACUAGAAGCUAGAUCUAAAGUUGAAGAGAGAAAGGAAAUUAAAUUAGAUAAACCGACGGUUAUAGAACAAGCCCUUUUUACUUGUCCAAUUAUUGGGCCUGAAAUUCUUCCUCGAGAAGAAAUAUUGGAAAAGAUAAAAGAAUUUCUUUAUCAGCAGCUGGGAGACGAACCGCAAAUAACUUCGGCAAUGAUGAUAUACACCUUGAAUAAAAAUUCGGAAAAAGUUAAAUUGUGUGUUGAAACUAUUUGUAAAUAUAUUGAUAAUAUUAUUGAUAAUCCAACUGAGGAAAAAUAUCGCAAAAUAAGACUUGGUAAUAAGGCAUUCCAGGAAAGAGUCAUCUGUAUUGAAGGGGCGGACACUUUCCUACAGUCAGUUGGAUUUGAAACUAGAUAUUUACCGGGGCCUUCAGGAUCUGAAGAGGAAUUUUAUGUAAUACCUGCCGAGUUAGCCGAAGACCGGGAUCAUAUGCGUUCUACGAAAGACGUUCUCCUUGGCGCAGAACCUAUCAAGCCCGAAUUAGAUAGAAGCAUGAAAAUAUUCCAUUCAAGUCCUCAUGCUCACCAAAUGUCUAUACCCCCUGACUUUUAUGCAAUUUCUCCUGAGGAGAUAAAAAGGGAGCAACAGAGAUUGACAGAAAAUGCCGAAAAGCUGGGAGUUUUAAGAACUAAAGAAAUGAGAGAAAGAGAUAGAAUAAGAGAACUCAGACGUUAUAGAUACAUUUGCAUUCGCAUUCGUCUUCCGGACGGAAUAAUUCUUCAAGGAACAUUUAGAGCUAUCGAAAAGAUGUCAGAUAUAGUUGAUUUUUUGAAAUUAAACAUGGCUUGUUCUUGGCUGCCAUUCCAACUUUUAGUCCCGCCUAAAAAUAGUAGUUUGGACUUGGAGGGAAAUUCAACUCUUGCAGAAUUAGGAUUAGCACCAGCUGCCUUACUAACCAUGAAAGUUGAAACGGAUUUAUUAAAGGAUUUACAGGCUUCAAACCAGCCCUUAGUAAGACCAGAUGUUAUGGCCCUUAUUACUGAACUUAAAUGGAAUCCUUAA